AUGGCCAAUAUCGCACCAUCAGUCCUCCGGCAGGCGUCGCGCCUGGCAUCGAGGACAUCAGUUCCGGCCGUAACGCGGCGCGGCGUUCCAAUCUUAUCGCGGCCGACGACCGCUGCGGCGCGCAACACCUGCCAGAGGUGUUAUGUGACCCAGAGCAAAGCCGACCAUGCGCAGGUCCAGGUGGACACAGCUAUCCGACUAGAUAGAGCCGAGCUGGAGAAGGCGGGAGCGACACUCGAGACGACUCAGAAUGGGUCAACGACGCACGUCAGCCCGAUGGCUGAUGUCCUAAAGCAGGCCGUCAAGCUAGACGAGGGCCAACGGCCCAUCUAUCUCGACAUGCAGGCCACCACACCACUAGAUCCCCGGGUUCUCGACGCCAUGCUUCCAUUCUACACCGGCGUUUUCGGCAAUCCCCACUCGAGGACACACGCCUAUGGCUGGGAGAGUGAGCAUGCCGUCGAGCAAGCCAGAGAAUACAUUGCGAAAUUGAUCGGCGCGGAUCCCAAGGAAAUCAUCUUCACCAGCGGCGCCACCGAGAGCAACAACAUGAGCAUCAAGGGCGUGGCCAGGUUCUUCGGCCGGUCAGGGAAGAAGAAGCACAUCAUCACCACUCAGACCGAGCACAAGUGCGUACUCGACAGCUGCCGGAACCUGCAGGACGAAGGCUUUGAGGUCACCUACCUACCCGUCAACAACAACGGACUCGUCGACCUCGACAAGCUCAAGGCUGCGAUCCGCCCCGAGACGGCGCUUGUUAGCAUCAUGGCUGUCAACAACGAGAUCGGCGUCAUCCAACCGAUGGCCGAGAUCGGUAAGAUUUGCCGGGAAAACAAGGUGUUCUUCCAUACCGAUGCGGCCCAGGCCGUGGGCAAGAUCCCGCUUGAUGUCAACGCCAUGAACGUCGAUCUGAUGUCCAUCUCAUCCCACAAAAUCUACGGCCCCAAGGGGAUAGGUGCGUGCUACGUCCGCCGUCGGCCGAGGGUUAGGCUGGAGCCCAUCAUCAGUGGUGGUGGGCAGGAGCGUGGUCUGCGCAGCGGAACGCUUGCCCCUGCUCUAGUUGUCGGCUUCGGAGAGGCGUGCCGGAUUGCGGCCGAAGAGAUUCAGGGCGAGUCCCUUCUCAUGGCGCUCAAGGAUAUUGCGCUAUCGUCGGGCAGUGCAUGCACAUCAGCAUCGCUUGAGCCCAGCUACGUGCUGCGGGCGCUUGGCAACAGCGACGAGAACGCCCACUCCAGCAUCCGGUUCGGCAUCGGCCGGUUCACGACGGAAGCUGAAAUCGACUAUGUCCUGAAGGCGGUCAAGGAGCGCGUCGGGUUCCUCCGUGAGCUCAGCCCCCUGUGGGAGCUUGUCCAGGAGGGCGUCGACCUCAACACGAUUGAGUGGACUCAGCACUAG
Messenger RNA from Chaetomium globosum CBS 148.51, 1395 nucleotides. RefSeq lists its product as uncharacterized. Bases 1 to 1395 code for a protein of 464 amino acids. Gene Ontology annotation, molecular function: cysteine desulfurase activity. The record is from RefSeq and is a predicted model, not a curated record. The transcript is spliced from 3 exons. Gene Ontology annotation, biological process: iron-sulfur cluster assembly. NCBI's taxonomy places the organism in Eukaryota, Fungi, Ascomycota, Sordariomycetes, Sordariales, Chaetomiaceae. Gene Ontology annotation, cellular component: mitochondrion; cytosol; nucleus.